Lactuca virosa is the source of this 330-nucleotide messenger RNA. NCBI's taxonomy places the organism in Eukaryota, Viridiplantae, Streptophyta, Magnoliopsida, Asterales, Asteraceae. The record is from the annotation of a GenBank genome assembly.
AUGAAUCCGAUAUUCAGAAGCGAAUCCUUGACUGGUUCGGGUAGUCUUUACCCGUAUCCAUAUUCCGCCAUUACAGAGGUGGAGAAGCGGCAGUUAUUCUUGAGAAGCUAUCAGUUUAGCAGGAAGCAAAGCGGUGGUCAGAGGGUGAAGAGAUCUCUGUUUCGUGUGAAGAAACUCAUAUGGGUAAAGCUUCGUGCUGCGAAGAAGAUCCACAGAAUGAUUUGGAUGAAGAUACGCCAUGGAUUCUUCUUCUCCAAUGGGUUUAGGAGGAAAAGGUUCAUUCGUUUAAAUCAUCACAACAACCCUUCUUCUUCACUUUGUUUCUGGUAG